UCCGGGAUUCCGAGGCCAAUUGUGCCUGACGUAAGACAUACAAUACUAUAAAUACUAAAACUAUAUUUUGGUGUACAUUGUUAAUAAUUCACCAUGGCUGUUUUGGAUAUUACAAUCAUAUUAUUACUCCUAAACUUUUGCAGUGUAGGAAAUGCCAGAGUUAUCGAAACUACUACACUGACAACUGAAGGAACAACAAUGCCUGUGUUGCCAUUAAAUGAAAGUACAACACCGACUGCAACUGAGGAAACAUCAAAUCCUGGAUGGCCGAAGGAUAGAACUACCACACUUACAAUUGAAGAAACAGAAAGAAUUCUGCUGUGUCCAAGUAAAACUACCUCGCUGACAACCGAAGGAACAACAAGAUCUUUGUUGCCAUUAAAUAGUACUACCAUACUGAGAACACCAAUACCAGAGCUGAUGCCAUCAAAUGAAACUACCACUCUGGCAACUGAGGGAACUGAAACACCUGUGCUGCCUUCAAAUGAAACUACAUUAUUGACAACUGAUAUUCAAUCAAAUCUAACGACUGUCACAACGGAAUUACCGACUACAACAAUUCCUGCUCUUUUAGAAAUUAACGUUCUGGAUUUGGCAUUCAUCAUGGAUACGACAGGAAGUAUGGGCUCAUAUAUUGAUAGUGCACGACAGAAUAUUCGUACUCUUGUUGAUAAAAUUGCUGGUAGAGACAACACAGACCUUCGCGUGGCACUGGUUGAAUACAGAGACCAUCCUCCACAGGAGCGGACUUUUGUAACUAGGACGCACGAUUUCACACGUUCCAUUAAGACUAUGAAAAGAUGGCUCAGGAAAGCGCACGCACAUGGUGGUGGAGAUGGACCAGAAGCAGUAGCUGAAGGGCUAUAUGAUGUUGCAACUAAAUUGUCUUGGAGACCAGAAGCAGCUAAGAUUAGUGUUUUGAUUUCAGAUGCACCACCGCACGGACUUGUGCCUUCGGAGGACAGGUCAUUUCAGGAAGGAUCUCCAAACGGCCAUGACCCUAUUGAGAUAGUGCGUGAUUUAACGAAACGUGAAAUAACAUUAUAUUCAGUUGGAUGUGAGCCCUCUAUAAAUAAAUAUAAAGAUUUCUUUAUGAUGCUGGCGUAUUCAACUGGAGGUCAAUAUAUUCCGCUAUCAGAUCCUGAACAUCUGAUAGAUGCUAUUAUAGGAGGGGCUCAGGAAGAGAUGUCGUUACAGAAAUUCUCAGAAUAUGUGGAAGAAGAAAUUAAAAGAGUCACAGCGAUUUGUGGAACGGUUGAUGAAGGAAGUAUAGCUAUGUAUGUGUAUAACAAAUUGCACAAAGAAGGUGCAACGUCUAAACAACUUUUAAGAAACAAUAAACCUCUGGAAGGUGCUUCUGACUUUGCACUAUCGCUCGCAUCGUCAGUAUCUAUGGCAGAUGUUAGAAAGGUAUACGAAAAAGUUGCAAGUGAUCGAAGGUCCACAUUCGUUGACGGCGGAAUGCACUACAGUGAAAGUAUGCCUGCAUAUAUGCCGGCCAGUAGAUCAAGACUUGAAAGCGCUGCUCGAUAUGACAUAGGAGGACAUGAACGUGCUCCAAUUGCGACAGAUAUGUAUGCUAGUGAAAGCAUGCCAGAAGCUUACUAUGAAAGUGAAUAUGGUGUAAAAGAUGUUGAUCUAUAUGGUGAAGGAGGACCUGAUUCGCCUUCAGACAUGACAGAUACAUAUGCUAGUGAAAGAAUGCCGGAAGCUUACUAUGACAGUGAAUCUAGUGUAAUAGGUACUGAUCUAUAUGGCGAAGGAGGACUUGUUUCGUCUUCAAGUAUGACCGAUGUUGGAGAGUCAUAUUCCACUGUUGAAUCCGCCGUUAGUUUAGACCAAAUAAUGCGAUUAGUGAGAAAGAAAACGGCUAAACUUUCCGGUGUUUAAUAGCUGCAUAUACUGCUGCGCAUUGUAUAUAACUCAUUAAAAUCGAAUUUUGUGUCUCCUCCAAAAUAAUGUCUCAGCGGGGAAUAAAAUUCUUGUCAAUAUUGUUGUAACACUGCGCCAUUAUUUAAAUGAUAUAUACAAUUGUGUAGACAAAAUGGUGAAAUUCAAAGGGAUAUCAUAUUAUCAUACCUUUGGCAAGUACAGUUUUGAAACGCUUUUAAAUAUUGGUCGCAAGAUAGUUAGUUAUAUAUCAUGGGUAUAUAUAUUAUUUUUAGUGGCGGAAGUGUGAUACGCGCACUCGAUUUAUUACACCUUAUUACAAAAUAUUUUCUUGUUUUUUUAUUGGUUUUAUUUUCGCAAAUUUUGUUUGCAUUUUAUCUUGCAAUUUGUAGGUUUUUUCAAACUUUUUGUGCCGCCUACAAUGUGUUAGGUAUUACAUUUAUACGUAUAGACAUCAGAGGCGAAUUAAAAAUUAAUUUAGGCAUAAUGUCUUCAUUAAUAAUCAAACAUAACAUAUGCAUAGUAUAGGAUCCAAACAUAUAUGAUCCUAUGAUCUUCUUCUGUUUGAAAAAAAAAAGAAAUGAAUAAUGGAAUGUCAAUAACUCUGCUUGAAACAAGUGUUUUGUGAUUACUUGUUCAGACACACAUUCUGCUACAAAUGAGUGGUAAACUUAUAGUUUAUAUAUUUAGCUGAUAAUUCGGGAUAUGUGUAACUUGAUUUAUAUCAAUUUAAUAUGUAUCUACACUUUGCAUUUUUACCUUAGACUUACACAGUCUUUUGAAAUCAAGUAAUCUGUCAUUAUGUUAUUUUCUUUCUUCAUACUGACACUGACUGAUAAUUUUUCAGAAAACCAUUUUCUCUCUAGGCUCAUCUCAAGAUACGUAAGAGUCAAAGAUGAGAAAUACUGUAGAUAUAGACCCUGACAUUUUCAUUGAUAGAAAUACAUUAAAUAAAGUCUAGAAAUUGAUUUCAAAGUCCUUGAAAAUAACAAAAAUGAUUUUACAAAUGUGCGAUGUAUGAUAGUUUUGCUAUUAUCAAUAAUAGAAAUUUCAAUACUUAAUUCAAAGUUGUGAUCCGCAAAUGUCAACUCUUGCCUUGGGCUAGUACUUUAAAGCAGAGAUAUUUAUUAGUUUACUUCCCUUGCAAUUACUCAAUAGAGUAGAAAACGAAAACGGUUUAAAAACAAUAUUAUACAUUUUUGCUCAACAAAAUCGUUUAGGAUUUAUUAAUAUGUGUUUGAUUUACCCCUGAACCACUGGUUCCUAUGAUUUUGUCAACUUACUUAUGGUAAAAAUUAACUUUUAACAAGCCGAUAAUAAAAUGAAAUAUCAGUAAGUAUUUUAUAGUGCAGAUAAUACAGUUUUGCUUGUAUCAAAAUGUCACAAUAGAAGCACAUUUGUAAUACAGAACACCUGGUAGGAUUAGUAAAGGUGCAAUUAUAUUGAUCUCUUUUUCCUAUGCCUAAAUACUGUAAUUUUUUCCAGAAAGUGCUAUUAAAGAGGAUUUAUAGGAGAGAUAUUUGUUUUGAAGGACUCUUAAGACUAUUUACUUCAACAGUUCCUGAAAAUGCACAUGUGCAGGUAAAUAAGUUAAGUGGGACUUGCUUGAGUUCUAAAAACACUUAACUUGCAAAUUGCAAACGUUAUUAAAAAUCAAUUUUAAGCUUUGUACAAGACAUACAGAAAGGAUGAUACGUAAUAAAAGCGUUUAUCUAAAAAAGCUGACUAUUUGAAAUGCUCAGAUUUAAUAUUAAUGAAAUAUUUUUAAUACUUACGAGCUAGAUGAUCAUCAUUGCCCUAAUGUGCCUGUUUAUCAAAUACAUGACACUAUUAACUAAAUCAAUGAACAAUAAUGUGAAAGCUGUUAAGUCCAAAGCUGACUAGUUUUUAGCUUUGAAAAUCUUGGAUCGGGAAAAUAUGUUAGAUCAAACGGAGUACGACAUGAACUGUGCCAUGAGAAAACCAACAUAGUGGCUUUGCGACCAUCAUGGAUCCAGACCAGCCUGCGCAUCCGCGCAGUCUGGUCAGGAUCCAUUGUGUUCGCUAACAGUUUCUCUAAUAACUAUAGGCUUUGAAAGCGAACAGCAUGGAUCCUGACCAGACUGCGCGGAUGCACAGGCUGGUCUGGAUUAAUGCUGGUCGCAAAGCCACUAUGUUGGGUUUUUCAUGGCGCGGCUCAUAUCAGUUUACUUGGUUGCUGUCUAUACUUCCAAAGGAUCUUCUUAAUGAUUUUAUAAUUUACCUGUCUCUUACUGUUUAUAGAAACGUGCUACAGUUAUAAUAAUUGACUUGUUGAGGAACAUAUGUUUUCAUUUGCAAGAAAAAUACAAAUUAUGUUGUAAGCCACAAAACGUGUCUAAUUCAAAAAGGUAUCAGCUGGUUAACAUAGCAGCCAUUCAAUUGGCUUUUUUCCUGCUUUUAUAUUUUUUGUUAAUAGAUACACUUAUCUUUAGAUGCCGAUAUUUCUUGAAAUAUUCCCUACAGUUUCAAUUAAGUUUACAAAUUCAUACUGUCGACUUUGAGUUAAUUGUUUUCGACAUAUCAACAUACGCUAACAUAAACUGUCUACCGAGCGGUUUUGAAUAUUCUUUAUGUAACAUUCAUGCUACACUUCAAAUGUUGUGAUUAACACAAUGAUGCAUAAAUACAUUAAUUGAAAUAAUCUAAGUUUUCGCUACUUUUGAAAAGUGGUUAAUCGAACGACGAAAUUGCCUUGAAUUUUUAUCAUAAAAAAUGAAUGCAGAAUUUUGUAGGUUUGCAGCUUUUCGAAAUUUUAUAUGGUUAUAUUAACUCAAGCAAUUUCAUUGGUUUAGCAGAGACAUUCAUACAUCGAUAACCAUUUUGAAAAUGGUGUCAUUGCCGGAUAUUCGCAAACUGGCGACAACUUUCUUACAUAUAAUUGUGUGUAUUUAUUUUCUUUGUUAGAUCCGAUUAUCAUGGCAUUGAUUCAAAAUUUGUUAAAAAAACUUUUUUUCGAUGUUGCGAGCAAAAUUAUUAAAAAUUGAAAAUAACGGUGCGAUAUUAUUAACUUACUAUGAACUUUGUCUGUAUACUUUUACUCUUUUACUAAUUAUGAUAAGCAGAAACCUCUCUUUGAACUUUUAUAUUAGUAUGUAAAAUUGAAGAGAUAUUCAUCAAACAAAUCAAAGUAUAUAUUUUAACAACACUGGGUUAUCAUUUUCGAUGUCUCAUAUCAAAAGCUAUAGGUUUUGUUGUUGUUGUGGUUAUUAGAUUGGAGGUGUUUCUUUUUUUUUCUUUUUUUCGAAAUUUCAAAGUAAAGUUAUUAUGUAUAUAUGUUUCCGGUUAGGCAUUGGAACAAACGUUCACAGAUACUGUCAUAUCAACCUUAAACAUAUUAAAUUUCUUUGCAAAGCCAUAACGAAACUUCAGAACAUAAUUUUGCACAAACAAUUCAAACGUUUUCUUGCAGUUAGCACCUAAAUAUUACUACAGGAAGCAUAUUCUAAGUAUUUUUGUUGGUAUAAGGGGAAGAGAUGAAAUGCUUACCUUCUGGGAGGUCAAAAACAAAAACGGGUAAUGGUUUGUUUUAUGUCUUCGUGUCUGCUGAUUAUAACUUCAAAUCGACACAAGUAUAAGUCAUAUGGGAACAUUCUGGCUUUUGAUGGUAGUAAAAGAUAUCCGUAAAUAUUAUGACAGGCAUUUUGGAAUGAAAAUAUGCUAUAUCCCAUGCCUUCAAUUGCUAUAUUGAACCAAAAAUGCUAUUUUGCAAAUAGUUUAAGAAUAACUGAAAGUACAUUUCUUAAAUUAAGGGGACAGUAAGAUAAAUAGAUCUAUCUAUCAAUAUAGACAUAUCAAAAUUUCAGUUACGCACAAAUAUAAUUUUAUUCAUUUUUACUACAAAAGCCCGUUUUUGAAAAGUCAUAUAAAACACAUGAAAGAUGCCUUUUAAGAAAAUGAAUGUAUAUAAUCUAUAGAAAUAAAGAAGUGUAGAUUUGAUUAAUACUAGGAAAUGUUUAAAUUUCAAACGCAUAUUAAAUGCUUUUUUUACGAUAGGGCACGACAACGCCAUUAUUAUGUUUUUGUUUUCAUUUUCUUCACAUAUAAUGUUUUUGGCUAGUUUGUAAGUUUUAUAUGUUGUAGUGUAUUUUUGUUGGUUUUAAGUCAUUAAACGAGCGAAUCUAUA
Molecule: messenger RNA, 6034 nt
Organism: Mercenaria mercenaria
Lineage: Eukaryota; Metazoa; Mollusca; Bivalvia; Venerida; Veneridae
Exons: 1
Coding region: 94-1890 (598 amino acids)
Biological process (GO): peptidyl-threonine phosphorylation
Cellular component (GO): cytoplasm
Molecular function (GO): protein serine/threonine kinase activity
Source: RefSeq, a predicted model, not a curated record